AUGCUUCGUUCGAUAUCUAAUCUCGUGUAUCGCGGUAAUGUCUGGCAUAGCUUCCCCAGGAUAUUCUUGUCACUGAAGAUGCUUCAAGAAAGAACAACGCAAUCAACCACUGAUACCAGUGAUAAUACCGCUAAUGGAACUAAAACGUCCAGCGGAUCUACAGGAACUGAUGCACAUAUAACCGGAUUGCCGCCUAUUGUUAUUUACACCGAUGGUUCAUGCAUUGCGGACUACGCAUCAGGCAUUGGUAUUUAUUUCGGACCUAAUCAUCCCUUAAACAAAAGUAAAAUGAUUCAUGGCUACGAACAUAAUAGUGGAUUAGCUGAAAUAAUUGCAGCCAAAACAGCAUUGAAAUCACUACGAAAAUGGAAUUUCUACAAAGGUGAAAAUGUUAUAUUACGCACCGAUUUUCUACCACUUAUAUAUGCAAUGAAUAACGAUGGUUUCAAUGGACGAUUUCAUAAAGAAUACUCUCAAUUGAAGCGAUUAGCCAGCAGAUUUCCACAUGGCGUACAAUUUGAGCAUGUUUUUGGCCAUGAAGGAGAGCAUGGAAACGAAGAAGCAAACAAUUUGGCCCGUCAAGCAACUAUGGAUGCUCGAUUGGCACGAUCCCAUAGCGCACCACCGUUUCGUGAUUUGUCAUGCAGUCGUGAAUUUCUGAUACGUCACCGUUCACGAUCACGUUCACGAUCACGAAACCGCAAACGUUUCAGACGUAUUAAUUCUUCAAAUCAUCGUCGGAGUCGGAGCGCUUAUAUUCCAGGGAAAUAUUCCAGAUGA
Acanthocheilonema viteae is the source of this 780-nucleotide messenger RNA. NCBI's taxonomy places the organism in Eukaryota, Metazoa, Nematoda, Chromadorea, Rhabditida, Onchocercidae. The record is from the annotation of a GenBank genome assembly.